UGGGGUAGGGGGGGGAACAAGCAGAUACAACUAAAGGCGAAGGCGAGAGCAUCAAACAGGCGCUAAUACAUGUAGGUGCGUGUCGUCCGCCCGGAAGAGAAAAAGAGGAACCAGGUCAAAUCGAUUUGAAUGUGAAGCUCCCCCCACCCCCUCGCUAAGAAAUUGAAACACCUAUGUCGUAUGGGGCGGGGUGACGUCUGAAUUCCGGUGGAGAGAGGAGAAAGGUUUAGCUAAAUGGAUACCAGGCGGACUCCACCGGGCGCGGCCAAUAUCGUUGUGAUUAUACCGGGGGGUCUAUUAAGUCCGAGCUGUGUGUGCUGAAAGUGACAUCGGGAAAGAAACGUGUCUUUGCGGCGCCCCUCCGUCCCACGCCCGUCACAGCCAUGAGGACAUUAUUAGCAUUCUGUUGUUUUCUCUUGGCAACCGGAGGCGUGGACCGGCAGACCCCGGCGAAAGACAGGAGCACGCCGGGCGCCGAAAACACCGGCGACAACGUGACGACCGACGGCGGCAGCAGAUACAUCAAGAUCGGCGACGGCACUUCGCAGGAAUUCGAGUUUCCGGAAAACACCAAAGGCGUGAUCGUGGUUUCCUGCCGGUACCGCGGCGCACCGGGGACACCGGGCAGCCGGAGCGUGAAGCAGAUGGUGACGGUUCGCUCUCUGGAGCCCAAUGUUCUCUCCAUACUGAACGUGAGUGACAGCGGUAGCCCGGGGCCGGUCCGGAGUUACGUUAUCAGGAUAAGGUCCGGCUUGGCAGGAACGGCUCCUCUGCAAAUCCAGCUUCUGGAAGUGGACCAGAGCUCCGAGCCGGUUUUAGUGGAGGAGCGAUCGGACUACUCCAUCAGGGUGUCGGCGGGCGGCGAGGACUCGGGGACUCCGCUCUCCCAGUCCGGUGGGCUGUCCCACUUCUCGGAGAACCCGGUCCUGUUUGCUCUCUUGCCGCUCAUCUUUAUCAACAAGUGUGCCUUUGGCUGCAAGGUGGAGGUGGAGGUGCUCAGCUGCCUCAUCCGACGGCCGGUGCCCUUGCUGCUGGGCAUGGUGGGGCAGUUCCUGAUCAUGCCACUGUACGCCUAUUCCCUGUCCAACUUGGCAUCCCUCUCCAGCGCUCUCUCCCUGGGCCUUGUCAUCACUUGCUCCGCACCAGGGGGCGGGGGGGGCUACCUGUACAGCCUCUUACUGGGAGGGGACGUCACUCUGGCUAUUUCUAUGACGCUGGUCUCCACGGUGGUCGCCGCGGCGAUGAUGCCCCUGUCCUCGGCCCUGUAUGGCCGGCUGCUGGGAGUCCACGCUACGCUGCACGUGCCUUUCGUCAAGAUCCUGGGCACGCUGCUCUUCAUCGCUAUCCCCAUCUCGCUGGGCAUGCUGGUGAAGCUGCGUCUGCCCGGCCUGACGCGGGCACUGCUGGCCCUCAUCCGGCCCUUCAGUUUCGUCCUCAUCGUGGGCGGCAUUUUCAUGGCCUACCAGAUGGGGGCGUCCAUCCUAGCCAAUGUGGGGCUGCCCAUCGUGGCGGUGGGCGUGACGGUGCCGAUUUUCGGCCUGCUGCUGGGCUACAGCGCCGCCACCGCCGCCCGUCUGCCAGCCCCCCACCGCAAGACGGUGAGCAUCGAGGUGGGGGUACAGAACAGCCUGCUGGCGCUGGCGGUCAUGCAGCUGUCAUUCCGGCGUGCCGAGGCCGACUUCGCCUCGCAGGCGCCCUUCAUCGUGGCCCUCAGCAGCACCUCGGAGAUGCUGCUCCUCGUCCUCGGGCACAUCGCCUACCGCUGGCUCCGGCCUGCCGCCACCUCUGACGUCUGACUCCCUGAUGCCUGAUUGUCUGUGUUUGCUCUGCCUCGGAUCCGCGUGCGAUCACGGACCGUGCCAGAGGUACACAAAUAUGACACUGUGGACGAUGUGUUGAAGGAGACUGGGGGAGGGGGGGCAUCUUUUUUUUGCCUCAAAACCAAAGGCCUUUCCCCACUAUCCAGUGUUCUUUAUAAUAAUUAUUUUUUUGUAUAUUAAAUGGAUCUACUGUAAUUCCACACCCGAAGAGAUGCCUAUCAAACAAAGAUAUUUUUCUACUGGAUUUUUUUUUUUUCUAAAUGAGAAGAUUUGUAUCAUGUUUACAGAGGUUGUACUUGUCUUUGCAACGGGUAAAGCCUUGUGUUUUGUCAGGACGUGUCUCUGUGUUCUUGAUUGAAAUGAUUUAAGUAUCAUUGAGUUGCCCUGUACUUAAUGAUUAAAGCAGAGCAUAAUGGAAAUAAAGGUGCUGGGGAUGAGCAAACAAAGUGCUUUUAAUAAAUAUUUAAAUGGUGAUAUAGUCUGUCAGGAGACACCCAAGGAAGCGAGAGAGCCAGUGAGUGACCUGUGUGGAAUUUACACUCAUGCUGUUGCUGGUUUUGAAGGUGUGUUCGUUCGUUCCGUCAUGUACGACUGGGGAAGAACCAGUUUUUCGGCUGGCUGAGGUGUUUGUCCUUUUCGUUUUGGAGUAGAAAAUUGAGUUAUUCCAGUGAGGCUGGACAGGCGGAGAACAAAGUCAUCUCAGUUAUUCUGCUUUGCUCGGUUUCCAACCCUUUAACAAUGGGGGAGAAUGUCUCGGGCCUGGCACGCUUAGGUUUGCGGACACUGAGGGGCGGCGCUGAGACAAGCAGAGCAAUGUGACACCCCUCCCCCCCCCCCACCCACCCCCAUAAGGGAUGCCGGCUAUCUAACACAUGUGCUUUGUUUUUCCCGAGAUACCUUUGCGAAACCGUGAGUCCCUUCGCAAUGCAAGCAAGCCAGUUAGCAAAUUAAUGCCACAAUGUAGUGUUAGCCUCGUCGGUUGCAGAAAGAAUUAUCUCCAUGAGGAACUGACUCGUCUAUUUUGGUCACAGUGUUUUGUUUUGACAGCAGAUGUGCCCCCUAACAUGACGGCAAGGAUGCCGUCGUUACGUUACCUGUAAUUAAUCUUUAACGAGGUAACAUGGGCUAGAGGUGCAUGGUAAGUAAAGUCUUGGACUUUUAUUUACAGCCCAGUGAUGGUGGGUAUUUCCCACUGGAUCUGCAGUGCAGCCAUGAAGAGGCCAGCCGGCUCGCUUCUGUAACUGGAUUAUAGCCCAAGCGGUACCGAGCCCCAUCUGGUCCGUAUGAUAGAGCCACUUUUAUCGGGGAAGAAAGAGGAUUAGAGAUUUUCCAACUUGAGAUUCCAGGUUUGUGUAGGUACAGAUGGAUUAGAGAAUGCUUCUGAGAGAGAGGGAGACAGAGAGAUGUGGAAAGUUCUCUGAGACACUGUGAUAUGGUGUCUGCCUGUGCCCAUGUAUCCAUGUAAUCGCAGGAAUGAGUUCAGGCCAUUUAUUUUUAAUAGAACUGAUCAAGGUCAAAUGGCCCAGGAUCUCUUUACAACUACAUGCUCUUCUCGUUGCAGGAAAUGAAUAUUUUUGCCCUUUUUCCUAAUAGAAAAUGUCUAUGUGUAUUAAUAGUUAAAUGACACUGGUAGUUGGUGUUUUUGUUGCCAGGGCUGGUGUGUUGGACAGUGCAGGGCGAGCUUUAGGAGGAAGCAAACUCCGUCUUAUGGGUGGAGGCGGCUCCACCUUCCCAGCAGAGCAAGGUUCCCCUGUUCGGCUCAUUGUUAGUGGCUCAUUAUAGUCACAGGUGUGUCACCUUAGCCUUCGGCUUCAUGCCUGUGUUGUGCUCGUGCCGGGCACCGAUCCAAAGCGGCUGGCGGUGGGGACGAAUGCCUACCUCCCUAAUGAGUCAGGGGGAUCGAUUCGCAGGCCAGAUGAGUGUAUUCCUCAUUAAGGAUAAUGUGCAGAGCGGUCCGUGUGUGAGCCAGGCCUGGGGAUGAAGCGAUAUCACAGCGGGAAAUCCGAGACAGCGAUUUAAUCUCUUUUUAUGAUAAUGCUGGAAAGCUUGUGAGUGUCCAAUUCCAUUCAUAUCAGCCACCGGAAUUGAUUAUGACCUUUCGAUGCUGAAUCUCCCACAAUUUCAAAACCAUGCAAUCAGCCACCUUAGAUUAUACUGUCCAGCGUGUGCGAGCGACGAGAGUGUAUCAGUUGCUUUGCACAGUAUUAUACAGUAACAUAGUUUCCCGGCCUUCUUCUUUUACAGCAGAUUACCUGUCCUGCGGUUCGUCACAGUUUCUCUACGCUCAGGUUUGUCGGCAGUGACAGCCCAAUGUCUUUCUUGCAGCGGACGGCGAUUUCUCUUGCGUUCCUCCGUGGGAUUUUCGAUCGGAAACGAAAAUCUUCGCUGCAGGAUUCAGAUUUGCACUUUGGCAUUUUAGAUAAUGUUUCCGGCAAUUAACAAGGGAAGGAGCACAUCGCUCGUGCAAUGUUGCUCCCGUGGGCAGGUGAGCCUGUGCACCAGUCAGUUCAGUUUAAUGGUAAUUAGGGUGGUCUCCUGGAGGAAGAAAAUGUCUCUAUAUAAUUAUAUCGCAUCUACCUCAGCGAACAUGCAGUACAUUUCCACAUGGGAACUACACACUGUGGAUUUGGCUGGUGAUUUUAAUCUGACUGCAGGGGACCUUUGCCCUUCCCAGUGUGUAUUAUUAUCAUUUUUAUUGCAGUGAUUGUGCAGUGAUGGGGUCUCUCUUUCUGCAUGCACUUUCCCCUCUCUUAUACAGCAACCCCACGUUACUAACACGUCUGCAUCUGCUCCUUUAGCCUUCUUUACUGCCUAAUAAAUCGCAAAUGUGGAGACAGUAAUGGAGGCCGAGGUCUUACCUCACCCACGCAGCAGUGCUCCCGGUAAGGUGGGCCGGCCGGCCGUGGGGGUAACUCAUCCAGGGGAAGGCAGCGGUUCCGGGACCGUAACUGGCCGUGGGCGGCUGCAGCUGCAGUGCCUCGGCAACCCUGCCCUGGAGCCAUUGGCACGAUAAGGAGAAUCAUUUAAAAAUUUACAAGAAUCAAGUUUUAAUGAGGUUUGUUUGUCUUUCACUUGCCCUGGGCGCCCUCUCCCUGCAGUGCCAGGCCGCCUUGCUGUAGGACGUCCUCAGCAGUCCCCCUUUUUCUCUUCACCCGGCACCCGGGCCUUGACCCUCCGUUCAUCUAAUUGCAGCGUAAUGAUUCACGUGAACUUUUCUGUGACACUCUGACCCAGGAUAACUCUCUCACAUGCAAAUUCACACCGGCUCAGUGUCUCUGAAACUCGUGCACAUAUUGUAGAAAAUAUUGCGGGACCGGAGCAUGCUGGGAAAAUGUAAAUAGCCCCUUUUCCAUGUUUUUGUUAAUGCUUGUUUUGUUCCCAGUUGUCGUGUGUGUUGUUGCCUGAGUCAUGCGUGAACCCUGUCUGAUCCUCACGUGUCUUUUAGCCAUUAUAUAAAUUACCUACCGUGUGUGUGCCUUACAGUCCGUCUGAACUCCCUCUGUUUGGCUGUUGUGUGUGGUUCGCUGGUUGCUUAAUUCCUGCGCUUUUCAUUUUAAGGGUUUAAUAAAAGGAUAUUAUUUCCCCUUGAA
Messenger RNA from Brienomyrus brachyistius, 5410 nucleotides. It is a transcript of the gene slc10a3, whose product is annotated as solute carrier family 10 member 3. The record is from RefSeq and is a predicted model, not a curated record. The transcript has a single exon. Gene Ontology annotation, molecular function: bile acid:sodium symporter activity. The coding region runs from base 384 to 1796 and encodes 470 amino acids. Gene Ontology annotation, biological process: bile acid and bile salt transport. Lineage: Eukaryota; Metazoa; Chordata; Actinopteri; Osteoglossiformes; Mormyridae. Gene Ontology annotation, cellular component: membrane.